AUAACUAACAUGUUGUCGAAUAACGGGGAAAGAAGCUUGGAGAGAAUUGCAGCCUUCUCCAUAUUAUCCUCCCACCUAGCUCACACACGUCCAGCCUGCUCUACUCUGCUCUGCUAUUCGGAGGGAUAUGUGUCCGGAUUAUUUUCUGAUGCGUGUCUGGUACAUGGACUUUCCUGCAGCUGGUUGUUUCUGGGCCUUUUCCCCUCUCUCGUCCAUGGCCGCUCCUACAUACAUCCUUGUCCAAAGCAAUCCUUCUUCUCAUAACAAGGGCUAUCCUAGGACUUUUGGCCUGACGAAAAGAGUUUACCUCGAAACUAUAGUUAUCUUUCCCCCCUCAAAUCUCAGUCAAGACUCGGCGCCAGCAGAUGCACUAAUAUGUUGGCCGUUGGUGGGAAGCAAGGCGGAAGGCACAUCAGUGGGAGCUCAUCCGCGUCGAUCGGCCGUUGUGUACCUCAAACAUGCGGGAAGACGAUAUCACCGCCACCUCAAGGGUACUUGUACUUUCAACCACAUUCCCAUCAACCGCCAGUCAUUCACCGCUCAGCCAAUACCCUUGCCGGGAUUGUUUGUGUGGCGCGGCUGCUUCAUCCUCCUCAUUUCACUACCACCGUUUAGCGCCAUAGCUCACCAGAAUCUGUCAUUGGAGGGAGGUCAUAUGUGUCCUAUCCAGUCCCAAAUAUAGAUUAAUGCGCUGAGCGUACAGAGCACCGUUCGAGCAUUGCAUACCGCCAGAGAUCGAGGCAUUGUUGC
Trichoderma asperellum CBS 433.97 is the source of this 750-nucleotide messenger RNA. The record is from RefSeq and is a predicted model, not a curated record. NCBI's taxonomy places the organism in Eukaryota, Fungi, Ascomycota, Sordariomycetes, Hypocreales, Hypocreaceae.